Molecule: messenger RNA, 8141 nt
Organism: Drosophila elegans
Lineage: Eukaryota; Metazoa; Arthropoda; Insecta; Diptera; Drosophilidae
Gene: Rbfox1
Product: sex determination protein fox-1
Exons: 16
Coding region: 1864-4704 (946 amino acids)
Biological process (GO): nervous system development; regulation of alternative mRNA splicing, via spliceosome
Cellular component (GO): cytoplasm; nucleus
Molecular function (GO): mRNA binding
Source: RefSeq, a predicted model, not a curated record
GGGAGGGGAAAAUGAAAAGGAAAACCCCUUUAAUUUUUGAAACACGAAAAGUGCAGUGCCGAACGAAGCUAAGCGAAAAAAGCGAGAAACCGCGCAGAUAAAUGAAAUGAAAAGUUAUAAAUAAAUAUAUAUGCCAUGCGGCUGGGUGAAAGAAGAAGAAGCAGCAGCAGCAGCAGCAAGGGACGUGAUUUCUUUCUUUUGCCUGUUCGUUCUUUCGCCCCCUCUCACUCGCACCCGCAGCAUCCCACAAAAGUAACAAAAAAAAUUCAUUCACAGCACAUGUUUUUGUGGCCGUUGCUGUGUUGUUGCCUUUGCCGCCUCCUCUUCGCCUGCUCGUUUAUCCUGCCAUCCUUUUUGGCCGCUCUCCAAAGAUUCUGAUUCGAUUUUUCCCACUCAUCUGGUGCGCUCUCUCUCUCUCUCUCCCAGCUUCUUUGUUUGUCCGCAAUACGCCAAACAUAUAUAAAAUUGAAAUAAAUCGGUAAUAAAAGUCUGAAAUAAACCCAAAGAGAUGAUUAAGUUCGUUUCAUAAGUAAAAGCGCACGGAAUAGCAGGAAAAGGUGCAGACGCGCGAAGAAAAAAGUAUCUCAGGGAUGCGUAGUAACGCAGACAAUCAAACCUCUUUGUGUGUGAUCAAAAAUCGAAAAACAGACAACAAAAAUACAGUCCGCGCUAAAUAAAGUGUACUCUUAAAGAAGUUAAUAUUAAGAAUGUGAAUGCUAAAUUACCUAUUCUUAGUGCAGCAAACAACUUGUGUUGUUUUAAAUAGUUUUAUUCAAACUGUAUGGAUUUAUUGACUUCUUUUGCUCGACACUGUAUGGAUUUAUUGACUUCUUUUGCUUGAAACUAUAAUUAUAAUAAUUGAGUAAAUUAUUUUUCUUAUCAAAAAUUCAUGAAUUGAUUAUGUUUUGUUUAACUUUUCUUAUUGUACUUAUAAUGUCAACACAACUUAAAAUUACUGAAUGGUUUUAUUUCCGUUCAAAUAAAUAUAGGAGGUAUAAAGUUUGAAAAUAAAAUGCAAGCUCUUUGAAAAUAAAACUUUCUUCUGUCUUUUUGUGAGUGAUUUCAAAAACAAAGCAAAAACUUUUAAUACAUAACAAAAACCUUACAUAAAAGAAAACAAUCAGAAUCACAAUAAAAUUAAAAUAAAAUAAAAAUAGCCGAAAUUUGAAAUGUUUCUACUGUAACCGUCUGACGAUGCCGCCCCCUCUUCGUUUCCUCUGGUUCGCCUCUUUCGCAUCAUCUCUUUUGUCUCGCGUUUGCGCCGUCUUUUUGCGCAUUUCUCUUUGGUUUGCUGAUUCGGUUCUGUUUUCGUUUCGAAAAAUUAAAACAUCCAGGGAGUUUUCAGUUUCCCAGGAGCCCAAAAAGCCACCCCUAUAAAAACAACAAACAAGAAUUUGUACUUUAUAUCGCCUUUCGUCGUCCCCUCCCUAUCGCUCAGUCGCGCACCGUCUCGCUCACUCGCACGUGCGACAUUGAAAAAUAUAAUAGUUUUGCGUGUGCUAAGAUAUAAUAACCUUUAAAGUGCAAAAGCUUGUUCUUAUUUCUGACUUACUUAUUUUGUAGUCAAAGUGAAUCUUAAAAAAACAUACAAAGAAACAAAAUUGUGCCAAAAACCAAGAAAAUAUUCAAAUCAAAAUAAAUCAAACUGAAAUCAUAAUACAAGAGAAAUAUUUGCAAAACCGAGAAUAAAGUGAUAGAAAAAUAGUGAACUACCCUUGUUGUCGGCCAACCCCCUGCAAAUACACGCAGCGAAAUUGUUGAGUGCACAACAAGAGAGGAGUAACAUCAUUUGCGACGCCACUGUGAACAUAAAAAGCCGUCAAACUGUGGGGCUCAGGGGCAUUUUUUCUUCCUCCGCAAGGAAUGUAUUAUCCGCACAUGGUGCAGGCGGGCGUGGCGCCUUUCCCGGGCGCUCCGGCCGGCUAUGCCGCCGCACCGAAUCCGGCAGCGGCGGCUGUUGCAGCAGCGGCCGCCGCCCAACAGCAGCAGCAGCAGCAGCAACAACAACAGCAGCAGCAGGCCCAACAACAACAGCAACAACAACAGGUGGCCGGCGGACCGCCCAACGCUGCCGACAGUCUGUCAAUGGCGGUGGCAGCGGCAGCGGCCAAACAGGCUGUUGAGCCAGUGGCCCAAAUAAAAUCGGGCGGAGGCGAGACCGCAGGAGCUGUCAACAACAAUAACACAGCUGGAGCGGCAGGAACGCCAGGAUCCGCCGGAGGAUUGACCACAGAAUAUUCAACUGGCUGUGGGGCUGGUGGUGCAUCGGCGGCCAAUUCGGCGGUGGUGACCACCAGUGUUUCCGACGUACAUGUUUCGAUGUUCAUGCAACAGAAGACAAAUCUGUCAACACAAACACAGACACAGUACGAGUACGAGUACGAGUACGAGUACAAUGGAACCAGCCUUGCAGAACCAAGAGUCCCAGGUCCCAUUCCGCUUCCACUGACAAAUGGACAUGCCAUGGACCAAGUGCAGCAGCCACCAGAACACCAGCAGCAUCUGCAAUCAUCGCUGCCCCCACAAAAUGUGCUCAGCGUAUCCACAGUAUUGAUCGCCAAUGAGGCAGCAGAAUCACAACAGAGCUCCGCCAUACCCAAUUCUGGAGGUGGCAGUACUGGUGGUGGUGGAGGCGGCGGCGGUGGAGGCGGGGGCACGCCCAGUUCACCGCUCAGCAGCUCCCCGUCCAGCGUAACAGCAUCGCAGGCAGGCGGAUGCGGACUGACCCUCAACGGCAGUGCCAACGAGGGUAGCAUGUCCGGGGACACAUCGCCGGUGGCCAGCGGCGAACCGCUCCUGCAGACGCCGCCCGCCCUCCAACAACAACAACAACAGCAGCAGCAACAACAACAACAGCAGCAACAACAACAACCGCUCCUGUGCAGCAGUCCCACAUCGAUGCAAUCGGCGGGCACUUCAGUGACGGGCAGCUCGAUAGCAUCCGGCACAUUGGCGGCAACCAGCAGCAGUGGCGUUGGACUUUUGCCCACCACCGGAUUGGAUAGUAUUGCCAAUGGUGGAGCAGGCUGUGCCGUAGUACCGGCCAGCACCUCGCAGGUGAUCGCCCACCUGAAUGCAGCAGCCGCAGCGGCCAGCGGCAUCAUGUCGCCCACGGCCAAUGUGGCCACUAGUCUCAGCAGCGCUCUAGUCCCGGCCCAGUCGGUGCCGUCGGUGGUCGCCUCCCUCGAUGCCAAGAGCCAGCCAAAGCGGCUGCACGUCUCCAACAUACCGUUCCGCUUCCGGGAUCCCGAUCUAAGGGCCAUGUUUGGGCAAUUUGGCACCAUUCUGGAUGUCGAAAUUAUCUUCAACGAACGCGGCAGCAAGGGAUUCGGUUUUGUAACAUUCGCUAACAGCAACGAUGCAGAACGAGCACGCGAACGUCUACACGGCACCGUGGUUGAGGGACGCAAAAUCGAGGUGAAUAACGCCACUGCACGUGUACAAACCAAAAAAGUGACAACAGUACCCAACGUUGUACUGACCAAAGAUGGUGGUAUGCCGGCCCCAGCUCUAGUCUGUGUACAAUGGCCCGAAGCCGCCGUUGCCGCCGCAAUGCGUGGAGUGGCCAUCCAGCGCGGACAAAUGGGCGUGGUCGGCGCCGCACCCUAUCAUCAUCCCCAUCACCCGCAUCAUCAUCCGGCGCUGUUGGCGGCCUCCGCCGCCGCCGCCCAACAACAGCAGCAACGCCAACUGGCCGCCGCCGCCGUGGCCACUGCAGCAGCCGCCCAACAGCAGCAGCAGCAGGCUGUUGUCCAGCAGCAGCAGCAGCAACAAGUUGUGGCCGCCGCCCAGCAGCAGCACCAACAGCAGCAGCAGCAGCAACAACAGGCGGUGCAACAGCAGCAGCAACAUCAACAACAGCAGCAGCAACAACAUCAACAGCAGCAGCAACAGCAACAUGCCGUCGUAGCCGCCGCAGCUGCCGCUUCGCAUCCGCACAUGCAUGCCGCCCAUGCCCACGCCCACGCCCACGCCCUUGGCCCCCAGUUGGCGCAACUCCAGGCGGUCGCUGUGCCGUCGGCCGCCAACAGUGCCGCCGCACUGCAGCAAUCGCUGGCCAAUGCCCUGGCCCAGAAUCCGAGCGGCAAUCCGAACGCUGCCCUAAACGCCGCCUAUGCCGCCCGCCUGUCGGCGGCGUCGGGCGCCACACAAUCGUCGCAAUCGGCCGCUGCUGCUGCGGCUGCUGCUUCCAUGGCCGCGUCGGCCAAUGCGGCCAACAAUGCGGCCGCUUUGCAUGGAUUCGCGCCUGUAUACUAUGAUCCCUUCUUAGCAGCCGCUGCAUCCGCUGAUCCGAAUCUACGCUUCCAGGCAGCCAAACCGGUCACUGAAGUUCCAGCCGCUCAGCCAGCCGCCAUAUUAAAUCGCCGCACUGUGACUACGCUAAACAGUAACCCACAUACGAUCAACCGCAUUCCGGUUCCACAGAAUGUUUUGGCCACUGCUCCGCUGUUAAAGACACCGCUGUCUCAGGCCCAGCAGCAGGCGUACGCCACGGCGGCCACCACCUACACGGCGGUAGCCGCUCGGGCCGCCUAUGGGGCCGCUGCCGCAGCAGCCGCCCAGCCGGCACUCGCCGGCUACGCCACCGUAGCUGGAUAUGCGCGCGAAUAUGCAGAUCCUUAUCUAGGACAUGGCAUUGGACCAGUUCCUGGAUACGGGGCUACCAUGUAUCGCGGUGGAUUCAAUCGUUUCACGCCAUAUUAAGAAAAAUCUACGCCAGUCAGCCAAAUAAUGCACUUGAACUACUCUCGAUGAAAAUGCUCAAUAUAUGAACAAAACAAAGCAAAUAAGUAACUUAGACGUAAAUACUCCUCCCUACGUGCAGUAAGUAGAAGUUACAACUAAACCGAUAGAUGCAGGAUACUCACACCCGACAGCAGACACGGCAACACCAACAACAGACGCUCAAAGUCCUUGGAGAGUUUAAAAUCAAAGCUAAGCAACAAAGAAACAAAAAGAACAUAAACAAAUCAAUGUCGUCCAGUAAAAGCAAAAAGCUACACCAAAAAAGAAAAAUAUACGCCGCUAAAUGCAGUUCUAUGGAGUUUAUAUAAGUAAACCAAACGAAAAGUAAAAAAAAAAUAUUUAAACAUAAAUUGCAAAAUAGUUUUGCAGAGAAUGAAAAGAAAAAUGUGCUUCAUGCGUAGAUUUUUACCAGAACAAAAGCUGAAACUUUGUGCGGCAGAUCAGAAUUUAUAUAUAUAUAUAUAUAUUUAUAUAUAUAUAUAUAUAUAUAUUACCGACAUGAUAUAUAGUUAUUAUAUAUAGGCAUUGUAUUUGUAUAUCAAAGCAAACCAGGAAAGAGAGCAAUGUUUUUAGGUACUUUUCAUGCUGAAACAUCAUCAAAAAAAUAUAUAUAUAUAUAAACCUUCGGUUGUUGAUUUUAAUAACUUCGUUGAACUAAGUUAGUCUUUAUGAUUUACAAAUUAUUCUAAAACAUUAGCGUUGUAGGAUGUAGUAAGGGAAAGCAACAAUGCAGCCACGUUAACAAAUCAAAUUGUAUAUUAUUUGCAAACCGCUAAAGCACAAACAAAAAUAUUUAUUCGUAUAUACUUUAGAUUGAUAUCUCUAACUUGACUACCCAAAGAAUACUCAUUUCUGUAUUGUACUGUAUUGUCAACGAAUUUAAUUUUAAUACAUUGCUUGGUUGUUCCUAAUUAUGUUAUAUUUUGGCAGCUAAAACCACUCACACUAAACUCACGACUCAAUUCGAAUUGCUCAAAAAAAUUGUAGCGCAUAGGUAAAUGCAAAAGAUCAACACGUAGACAUAUCCUUGGAAUAUACAAUAAUAUUUACUUUAAAUGCCGCCAUAGCAGCAAAGCAACAAACAAAAAAAAAAAAAAAAAUUAAAAAAAAAAAACACUAGUUUUAAAAAGUCAAGCUUCCAGUGACAAAAAGCCAUUGAUGAAUGAUGUGGAAAUCGAAUAAUAAGCAUUAAAAAUUACAAUUUUUAGCUCUUACUCCGUAGCACUUUCCUUGUGUGUUGUGUAAAGAAACAAAACAAAAACAAAAAAAUGGAAAAAAAGAAACGUCGUUUCGGUGUUGUUCAUUUUCGGUCUAGACCGAAGCGAAACUUCCCUAAGCAAACUAAGAAUUUAUUUUAUACACACUCGAAUCUAAUGCACACACAAAACAAAAAUGAAACCAUGAAUCUUUUAACAAUGUGUAUUUUUCAAAUGUUAACGAUUAAAUGCUCAAUGGAAAACAUCCAAACAAAAGGAAGUCGUUCUCUAUAUUGAUUCUUAGGCAGCUACUGUCAUCAAAUUUAUACUAGUUGUUUAUCAACCAUACUAUGCUAAACAAAAACAAGCUACUAAUUAUUGUGUGUGUGUAAUCGUGCAAUUCUUUAGGUGUUCUUCUUCGAAUUUCCUUAAAAAACCUACUACCAAUUACUUGAAAAAAGGGAUGAAGAGAGGAAUGAAAAAUUCAUCAACUCCAAAGAGCUUCAACUUUGACGUUUAUUUUUAUCUAAUCACUUAGCAACUGUCUCAGAUUGUACAUAUUUACGAUGACAUAUGGUAUUUUUCCCUAUUCCUCUCAACGCACACACAAACAACACACGCACAGGCUAGGAUCCUGGGAAAUUGAAGCAAUUUAUGGCAUACUCACAUUGUUACCCUCAAUAUAGGGUACUUCUUGUUUGAUUCUCUCUCAUGAUCAUGCAUUGAUAUACUAUUUUUACGUUGACAUUUUUAAAGCCAAAGUUUAUAUUUUAAAUGAUUUUUAGUUAGGUAUUAGAGUUUAUAUGCUGACGACAGACACAAAAGGAUAAGUAAAUGAUUACGAACUAAAAGGGAAAACAAUAAAGAAAAACAAAUCGAACCCAACAAUUGCCAAAUUAAUCGUAGCUUUCAACUGAAUUAUAAAAUAAAGACGUAAUUAAAUUUAAUGAAUUUUUCAACUAGCGCAAAAAUAGUUUGCCAAAAAGCCUAGCAUACUUUUUGGCCCACCCCGAUCACACACCAGAGAAAAAACACAGAUAUUUGGGUUUGAUGAGCAAAAGCAAGAGAUAAACCAUCUAGUUAUAAAGCAAACUUAAAUAUAUUACGGUACGGUAUAUACAUUUAAAUUAUGAACUCAACUUCCACCGCAAACUUUUAAAAACAAACAAAAAACAAAACAAAGAAAAACACAAUUUUUGUCUUAAGCAAUGCGUUGAGGAAAGUCAACCUACAAGUAAAUUAUAAAUGCAAACGCAACUCAAUCAAACACUGCAGCUAUAUUAUGACAUACGAUAUAUGAUGUAUAUGAUAAUAUCUUCAUUUAACCCGAUCCAUUUUGUGACCCCCAAAAACUGUAAUCUGUGUAGUUUAACCAUAAGCCAGCGCCAGCUUUUGUUUACUUUCACAUAGAUCAGAUGCCUAGGCGUCAUAUAAAGUAUAAAUAUAAAGUAUAUAAAUAUAUAUUAUAUGGAAACUCUAAUCUUUAAUGAUGUGCCAAAUUGUAAGUUGUACCAUUUGUUUUUAUGAGCAAAUGCAAAACACAAAUUGAAAUAAAAAUAUGAAUUAAAACAUAAAACAUUGAAAAUAGCAUUCAGUUUUCCUCCUCCCGAUAACCCGAAACGGAAUAUGCAAGAAGCCUAUUUUGAUUUUAAAACAUUUAGAUGGUAAUGGUAAAAUAUUUUUUAAAUUUAGCAUUGUGUAUAGGAACGGACAAGGCUGCCAAAAAAGAAAGGCCAAGCCGAGCGUUCUCAGGCGCUACCUUACAAAACAAAAUUGAUAACAGAACCGCAGUGACGAUAAACAAGUAUUAUAUUAGCAACAAUCGCAGAACAAAGCCCAACCAACAGCAAACACAAGUAAACUUAAUAUAAAACCCAGCUCAAAUUUAAGUUUCUUGACAUAAUACAUACCGGAAGCUAUUGAAUGUGAAAUUUUAAUAACAAACAUACACAAAUUCCGAAACGUAUUGGUUUAUAUCAAUUUUCAAUUUGUAAGGUUGUGACAAAUUGUAAACAAACAUAGAAAACAAAAAUGAAACAUGAAACAAAUCCAUGGAAAAUUGUAAUAUUGUUUGUGAAUGGCAAAUAAAAUAGCAAGAAGGUUGAAGCAUUUGAGAUUCAGACAAAAUACAUUUGAAAAGAACGCCAGUGGGAAAGAGCGAGAAAUGCAAUAAAAAUAACUUUAAAAAAUGCAAAAUAA